Molecule: messenger RNA, 204 nt
Organism: Menidia menidia (Atlantic silverside)
Lineage: Eukaryota; Metazoa; Chordata; Actinopteri; Atheriniformes; Atherinopsidae
Source: the annotation of a GenBank genome assembly
CUGGUGGUGGCGGUUCUCCUGGUGCUGGCGCCCAUCGUGGACGAGCCCCAGAUGGAGUACCUGUACGUGGGUUUGUUCGUGCUGAGCGGGGCCCUGCUCUACGUCCCUUUGGUCCACUUCAGGCUCUGCCCCGGACUCCUGAGCAGGGUCACCGUCUUCCUGCAGCUCUUCCUGCAGGUCGCCCCGGCUGAGAAGAGCCUCUGA